AUGGCGCGGCCAGGAUGGACUGAUGUUAGUGGACGAGGCGAUGCUCAGAUGUUUGCAAUGGAGUUGGACGUGAUACCAAAGUUUUCCUCCAAAGAUGAGGAGAUCGACUUCUGGAAGGCACUGUCUUUCAAAUACAAGAAGAGCUGCCAGGACGCCCAGGACGAGCUGCUGGAGUUCCAGGAGGGGAGCCGCGAGCUGGAGGCCGAGCUGGAGACACAGCUGGGGCAGGCCGAGCACCGCAUCAAGGACCUGCAGUCGGAGAACAACCGGCUGAAGAACGAGGUGGACAAUCUCAAGGAAAAGCUGGAGCAGCAGUAUUCCCAGAGCUAUAAACAGAUCUCUCUGCUGGAGGACGACCUCUGCCAAACACGCAGCAUCAAAGAGCAGCUUCACAAAUACGUCCGCGAGCUCGAGCAAUCCAACGACGACCUGGAGAGGACCAAACGAGCAACAAUCGUUUCUCUGGAGAACUUCGAACAGCGUCUGAAUCAGGCCAUCGAGAGAAACGCCUUCCUGGAGAGCGAACUGGACGAGAAGGAGUCCCUACUGGUGUCUGUGCAGAGACUAAAAGACGAAGCAAGAGACUUGCGACAGGAGCUGGCGGUGCGGGAGAGGCAGGCCGACACCACCAGGAUGUCUGCUCCCAGUUCUCCCACUCAGGACAGUGUGAAGAUGGACAGUGCGGUGCAGGCCUCUCUGUCUCUGCCCGCCACGCCGCUGAGCAAAGGCCUGGACAACGUCUUUGCCUCGACAGCUCUAUCCAACGGCUACGGCGGCAACUCCCCGCUGACCCCGUCCGCUCGGAUCUCUGCACUCAACAUCGUCAGUGAUCUGCUUCGCAAAGUCGGCGCGCUCGAGUCCAAACUGGCGGCGUGUCGGAACUUCGCCAAGGACCAGAAGGCGAGGAAGGCCUUCGCUCUGGACAACAGCAACGCCCUCAACGCCAACAACAACUUUGCACAAUCACUUCAUACGUCUUAUUUUGACAAAGCGACAGAGGUGGUCACAUUCCCGGCUUUGAUUUUACUCGCUCACAGCCACAGGGCCAUGAAUGCAGUAGACUCUGAAAACAACCCGGCCAUCACUGUUCCACCGGCCGCCGCGGCUCCAGGCCUCGUGCCGCUCGCCGUCUGA
Molecule: messenger RNA, 1134 nt
Organism: Knipowitschia caucasica
Lineage: Eukaryota; Metazoa; Chordata; Actinopteri; Gobiiformes; Gobiidae
Source: the annotation of a GenBank genome assembly